AUGGGUGCGGGCCAGUCGACUGAUUAUAGUGGAGCAUCCCCAGAGGAGCUAAGCCACCUGCUGGCGGAGCGUUUCGCCGCAAAAUGCUUCUCGCCAUUAGAGCUUACGCAUUUCAAAGACAACUUUUUCUCUCGUGCGGCAGAGCACGGGGGUUUUCGUUACUGGAAUGAAAAGACCCUCUCGGAUUUCUUGGGGGUUCCGGAUGGGUUCUCGGGCGUGGAUCAGGCUUCCCUUGACGCGGGACCUGUUCUUUUCCGCAUGGUUUCGUACCUUGGAGCAUUCCCCUUUCAGAGUACCUUGGCGCCAAGUGUUUUGACGUUCGAGGCCAUGGUCAAGGUGGUGGUCCUAUUGACUGAGCGCUACGGCAAAGUGCUCCGCCGAGGGCGGAAAGACCGCGUUAAGUUGCUCUUUGGUAGCCUUGCUGAUGUUGGGAGGAAGUACAUCGGACCACCCCCAAAACAAAAUGUAGAGAAUGACCAUAGUCAGCCAGGAGCGGAGGAAGAGCCUGAUCCCUCUGCUGUCAGCUCUCAUGUUCCGGGAUUCUCUAUCGACGAGCCCGCCAAUGACGAUUAUGAUGAAGAUGAGGAUGAUGACCUUGCUCUUGCGGCAUUGGAGUCCCUUGAUGCAAUUGAGGUGUUCAAGCAUGACCACCGUGUUGAUCGGACUGUCUAUGAAACACGCAUUUCGAUCGAUACCUUCCGCCGGCUGCUUAUGCUGUUGCUUGUGAUUGCGCCUCUGAAGCCACUUGAAUCCGUCAAGACCUACACAUAUGACCUGAGUCCCGACCGGCUUGAGGCAACCCAAAAAGAAGCCGAUAGAAUCAUUGCAGCGUUCUCUCCAGAGGAAUGUGAUGGCGGCAUAUCGUACAGGGCAUUUGCCCGUACAAUCUCGACAUCUUUACCAUACUUAUUCGAUCCUCUGACGGCAUUGUUUGAGCACAUGCUUUUCAGUAAGAACCUGAUGCUUUCCCAAAGACGACAGAGUGACGUUGCCCACAAGGAGGAGAUAGAAGAGAAAUCUGAAGAAGCCCUUUCGGCAAAGCCAAUUAUGCUCCUAGGAAGCUUCGAGUCGACAAUACUCAACCCAGCGAUCCUUUCCCACAUGUCAUUUUUCUUGCCUUCGCCUUCACCAUCUUCGAACCUUUUCAAAAGUGGCAUUCGUCUUCAUCCUGUCUUCUCCACAACCGCUCACGGCUCCUCACUGACAUCCUUCUCCCACCACGUUCUCACCUGGCAGUCUGCCAGUCUUCUUAUUCUGCAAGGUACACCGGAAGGAGACAGUGAGGAGCUUGUUACAAUUGGUGCCUACCUCCCGAAAUCCUGGAAAUCACCCUCAUCACACAGCUCGUCUUCGGCCUCAAGCUCCGAUCCUCUUGCCUACCUGUUCCAACUUUCCCCUAAGCACCUCGUUCUGCCUGGAAAUCCAGCUUCAGCUAUCCAGAAGCAGACCAAUCUGCCCGUAGCGUGGUUCUCAACACAAACAGGACUUGCAAUUGGCUGCCAGAUUCCGCCGCGUUCACGCAGUCAGCAGGCCCAUCCCAGUCCACAUGGAGCCGCUAGUUUACUAAUCGAUGUGAAUCUCGAAAUCGCCGAAUUCCAUGUCGAGCCAGUCGGUCACAACGGCGUUUUCAUUCCAUCCGGGACUGCAUCACCGGAGGACGCGUCGAUCAAGACCCGCUUAGAUAUCUAUUCACUUGAGAUCUGGGGCGUGGUCCCGGACCCGGAGCAGGCGUUUGUCUCGGACCCAAGCUUAAGUGCUGUUGAGCUGCAGCGGGCUAAGUGGGACUUCGAAGCUCGCGAAGCCGAGAGACGGCGCAACAUUAAUCUCAAAGCUGGGGCCGGAGACUCUGCAAAAGAGAGUGCUCGGUGGCUGCUAGAAACGGCAGGGAUUAUUGGUGACCAAGGGCAACAUUCAGGCGGAAGUGUGUGA
Molecule: messenger RNA, 1929 nt
Organism: Penicillium canariense
Lineage: Eukaryota; Fungi; Ascomycota; Eurotiomycetes; Eurotiales; Aspergillaceae
Exons: 2
Coding region: 1-1929 (642 amino acids)
Source: RefSeq, a predicted model, not a curated record